AUGGGCAAAGAAAGCGAGAAGAUGGCAAAGUUCGAGGGCUCCUGGAAACAGGUGGAAUCGCACGGACUCGACGAGUUUCUUGCUGCUUCUGGAAUCGGCUGGAUGAAGAGAAAAAUGGCCACGAAAUGCAACCCAAUUGAUCAGAUUCAGAUUUCCGGAGAAAAUCUCACUAUUUCUUACACAGCCGUCGGAGUAAUUUCCGGCUCCAAUACGUACAAAAUCGGAGGAACUGCCAAGAUCAAGAACUAUUUGGAUGAAGAAGUCGACGCCGAUUGCGUUAUCGAGGACGAGGAAAAGAUCGUGCUCAUCAUGAAGGGUGGCUCUCUUGGCGAAGUCAGAAUAUCUCGAGUCAUCAAGGACGGCAAACUCCAUGUCGAGCAAAAAAUCAUGAGCAAGAACAUCGUCGCUAGCCGCGUUUUCGAACGAUCCUAA
Molecule: messenger RNA, 432 nt
Organism: Oikopleura dioica
Lineage: Eukaryota; Metazoa; Chordata; Appendicularia; Copelata; Oikopleuridae
Source: the annotation of a GenBank genome assembly